AUAAUAGAAAAAAAAAAAACAAAAACAGGCGCAUAUGAUUGGGCAGUAGGAGGAAAUGCUCCGAUGAUGAAUGGAAGAUCUCCAUGAACGAAGAAGAAAAAUGAGCAGUGAAAAAGGCGAGAUGAUUCUUCAUACUAGAAUCAUGAGUUCAUCGGAAGACAAUCUGAAAGGAUUUAUACUCGCUCUUCUUUCAAGUGGUUUUAUCGGCGCUAGCUUCAUCAUUAAGAAGAAAGGCCUCCGCCGAGCUGCUGCCGUCUCCGGUGUUAGGGCUGGUGUUGGGGGGUAUUCGUAUCUGUUGGAGCCUCUGUGGUGGAUUGGUAUGAUCACAAUGAUUAUCGGAGAAGUUGCGAAUUUCGUGGCGUAUGCAUUUGCGCCUGCUGUGCUUGUUACCCCUCUUGGUGCAUUGAGUAUUAUAGUGAGUGCUGUGUUGGCUCAAUUUAUGUUAAACGAGAAGCUGCAUCAACUAGGGAUAUUGGGAUGCGUAAUGUGCAUAGCUGGUUCGAUCAUAAUUGUUAUACACGCACCGCAAGAGCAGCCAAUCUCUUCUGUCCAGGAAAUAUGGAGUAUGGCUACACAGCCAGCCUUUCUUCUUUACGUGGGAUCGGUUAUCAUUUUGGUAUUCAUUCUUGUUUUCCAUUUCGCACCGCAAUGUGGACACACUAAUGUUCUUGUUUUCACCGGCAUAUGUUCGCUGAUGGGUUCUCUCUCGGUUAUGAGUGUGAAAGCUCUAGGAACUUCACUGAAAUUGACUUUUGAGGGGAAGAACCAGUUAAUCUACCCUGAGACCUGGCUUUUUAUGUUCGUUGUCGCAGCUUGUGUCAUUAUGCAAAUGAAUUACCUAAACAAGGCUCUUGAUACCUUCAACACUGCCAUUGUUUCUCCAAUAUACUACGUUCUCUUUACGUCGCUUACAAUACUUGCCAGUGUAAUUAUGUUUAAGGAUUGGGAAGGGCAGAGUGCUGGGAGCAUUGUAUCAGAAAUAUGUGCAUUCAUUGUUGUACUCUCUGGUACCAUAUUGUUGCACGCAACCAAGGAUUUCGACAGAAGUUCGUCUUUUAGAGGUAACUGUACCCCGUUAUCCCCUACAUUAUCAACCCGACUAUGUAACGGGAACGGGGAGAUGCUGCAACACGACGAGCCAUGAGGGUUUUCGGUUUUACUCAACAAGGCUUAAAAAAACGCACUCUCUCUCUCUCUCUACAUGAUUGACUUUCCUUGAAGAGAGAGAAAAUUCCAUCCCUUUUUGAGUUGUGGGGAUAAUAUGAAUACGAAAUUAACAUUAACGGAUUUCUGGAGCAGAAUUAAGAGAAUCUUCGAGGAAUCUCAGAUGAAAAUCCGAUAAAAGGUUACUCACUCGUCUAAUUUUGGCUUCGGGCGAGAUAACAGAAUCUCAGAAAGAGUUUAGCAUGUGAUUGAUCCAUAUUGAACUGAAAAUUCGUCUUGUAGUUUGAUUGAUGUAAAGAUUUUUUGUUUUGGGAUUGUUUUUUGAGAAAAAAAGAAAAGAAAAACAGGAAGCAUGGUUGAUGUUUUGGUGACAAAAUGUUUGUAGCUGUAGUGAUUCUUGGACCUUGGUGCAACAUUUGUAGCUUGAAAUGAAUUGAGUUAUUGAAUUUGAUUUGUACUACA
Messenger RNA from Erythranthe guttata (spotted monkey flower), 1626 nucleotides. RefSeq names its product putative magnesium transporter NIPA6. Gene Ontology annotation, biological process: magnesium ion transport. Gene Ontology annotation, cellular component: membrane. The record is from RefSeq and is a predicted model, not a curated record. Gene Ontology annotation, molecular function: magnesium ion transmembrane transporter activity. Lineage: Eukaryota; Viridiplantae; Streptophyta; Magnoliopsida; Lamiales; Phrymaceae.